Pangasianodon hypophthalmus (striped catfish) is the source of this 878-nucleotide messenger RNA. RefSeq names its product cystatin-like protein. Bases 16 to 588 code for a protein of 190 amino acids. The transcript has 5 exons. NCBI's taxonomy places the organism in Eukaryota, Metazoa, Chordata, Actinopteri, Siluriformes, Pangasiidae. The record is from RefSeq and is a predicted model, not a curated record.
AGAAGAAAGACAAAUAUGGAUGGCUGUUGCAACAUUAGACAUGAUCUGAAAUCUGCAAACUCACACAGUUCAGUCGUCAACAUGGAUGGUGCACUAAAGGUGUUGCUGCUGGCAGCCCUGAUUCUACUGGUUUCUGCCCAGACAUUUAAUAACUACAGAAGCUUGCCUGAUGUAUUAAAAAAACACAUUGACAAAGCGCUGAAAAAGGCAAACCAGCACUUUGGAGCGGGUCAUCAUGUUGCUUAUGAAAAACUCAGAAAAACUCCUACGACUAUGGAGAGCAGCCUGAACGUAAAUGUCCUUCUGAAAGUCACAACAUGCAAGAAGGCUUCUAAGGAUGCAUAUCAGCACCGAGAUGAAUGUGUUACACAAAAAGAAAGAACGCCCCUGAUUGACUGCCUUGUGUGUAAGACAACUGAUGGUACCGAACUGGUUGAUUGUGGCAGACUGAGAGAAGUCAUUACAGGACUGCGCAGUGAAAUUCGAAAUAAGUGUAGUGUUUAUCACACCGGAGGGUCAACCAUUAUGAUGCAGAAAGAAGUAUUUGAGGAUAAUGAGAAGCAUGGUGGAUGUCUCGGAUGUAUGUGAAGCUGUACAAAUCACAGCAGUACAAAUUCUAACUAUAUAUAGAGAGAGAUAAUGAAGGACUAAAAAAAAUUUUAAUCUGUGUAUUGAAAUAGUUAAUACAGUAGCAAAUCAUUUAAAAAAAAACACAUAUCUUGUUAUAGUAGAAGUGAAAAUUGAUAUGCUUAAAUAGAACAUUUGGGUUCAGUUCUUCACUGUUAAAAAGGAAAUGUAGUUAUGGGCAAAGAUUUACUUUAUGAAACAGUGCUUUACCAUGAUUACACACAUUAGAAAAUAAAGCACAUUUAAGACAA